Momordica charantia (bitter melon) is the source of this 1282-nucleotide messenger RNA. RefSeq names its product mRNA splicing factor, thioredoxin-like U5 snRNP. The record is from RefSeq and is a predicted model, not a curated record. Gene Ontology annotation, biological process: mRNA splicing, via spliceosome. Gene Ontology annotation, cellular component: U4/U6 x U5 tri-snRNP complex; spliceosomal complex; U5 snRNP. NCBI's taxonomy places the organism in Eukaryota, Viridiplantae, Streptophyta, Magnoliopsida, Cucurbitales, Cucurbitaceae.
GUAAAAAAUCCCAUUUAAUUAUUGAAAAGGGUAAAAAAUCCAAUUACACCCGAGCGGCAGCGGCGACACCCACGAAUCUCCGGCGGCGGUGUGGCGCGCGGCGACAUAGAUCCAACGCGAUCCAUAGCAGUCCAAACGGCGCGACGAACCUCCUUCACAAAUUCUCUCUGCAUCGCCAAUCGGACCACGAAUCCUCAACGGCGCGCGAACCACCAACAGCGAAUACCCACCACUUUUCUUCUCCGGCGUCUCACCAGGCGGCGCGACGACAUCCAGACCCUCGGGAAGCUAAUUACAUCUCUUUCUCUGAAGGAUGAGCUACCUUCUAAGGACCUUAACGAAGAAGAGAGAAGUUGAUUCCAUCAUUAGGGACACCAUUGAUAAAGUCCUCAUUCUCCGAUUUGGUCGGUGUUCCGAUUCAGUUUGUCUCCUCCUUGAUGAUAUUCUUGCUAAGUGCGCGCGAGAAGUGUCGAAGUUUGCUUCAAUAGCACUGGUGGAUAUUGAUUCAGAAGAAAUACAGGUUUACAUCAAGUACUUUGACAUUUCUCUUAUACCAUCCACUGUUUUCUUCUUCAAUGCUCAUCAUAUGAAGAUGGAUUCAGGGACUGCAGACCAUACAAAGUGGAUUGGUGCUUUUCACCAAAAGCAGGAUUUCAUUGAUGUUGUGGAGGCAAUAUUUAGGGGAGCAAUGAAAGGCAAGCUGAUUGUGAAUUGUCCAUUGCCUCCAGAGCGAAUUCCAAAAUACCAAUUAUUGUACAAGGAUCUGUAGCAGAUAAAUUGGCUGCCAUUUAAAGGCUUUACUGGAUUUGCUUUCCCCAUAUUUUAUUUCUAACAAGUUUCUUCAUGGUAUCAGUUGAUCUUGCUUUUUGGAAGUCGAAUUCUAGGUGAAUCUCAAUCAAGUCUGCCAUAAAUGAAGAAUGGCUGAGAUUCAAUAGAGUUUCGAUGAAGAAUGUCGCUCUAAUAUCUCCAUCUUUGCUACUUAUUUCGAGUAUUUCAACGUUGUUGGUGGAGCAUUUUUUCUCCAGCUACUGACAGAAAAUGGAAGAACAUGUGGUGAACUUCAGAUAAUUCAUUCAAGUUCAGUACUUGUUCCAAGUAUUAAGGGAAUAGUUCUUCAUUAGCUUAUUAGUAGUUUCAGCUUCUGUUUAUUUGUAUAACUAAUUUCUCUUGUAUUAAUUUGUUAGUGAGAGACAAAUCAUGUAUAAAUGCAGCUCCUUAUAUUUUGUAUAGCACAUCAACAAAAUAGAGGAUUAUUUUUCUUGAAUAUAAUUCAGCUUUCUCA